Messenger RNA from Procambarus clarkii (red swamp crayfish), 2661 nucleotides. NCBI's taxonomy places the organism in Eukaryota, Metazoa, Arthropoda, Malacostraca, Decapoda, Cambaridae. The record is from RefSeq and is a predicted model, not a curated record.
AUGGAAAAUAUCGAGUUGGUCAGUGGAGUUGAUGAGCCAGUGAAUCGAUUAGCCACCUCUGUUGGUACGACCACUAUUAUUGGUACGACCACUAUUAUUGGUACGACCACUAUUAUUGGUGCGACCACUAUUAUUAGUACGACCACUAUUAUUGGUACGACCACUAUUAUUGGUACGACCACUAUUAUUGGUGCAACCACUAUUAUUGGUGCAACCACUAUUAUUGGUACGACCACUAUUAUUGGUGCGACCACUAUUAUUGGUGCAACCACUAUUAUUGGUGCAACCACUAUUAUUGGUACAACCACUAUUAUUGGUACGACCACUAUUAUUGGUGCAACCACUAUUAUUGGUGCAACCACUAUUAUUGGUACAACCACUAUUAUUGGUACAACCACUAUUAUUGGUACAACCACUAUUAUUGGUACAACCACUAUUAUUGGUACAACCACUAUUAUUGGUACAACCACUAUUAUUGGUACGACCACUAUUAUUGGUACGACCACUAUUAUUGGUGCAACCACUAUUAUUGGUGCAACCACUAUUAUUGGUACAACCACUAUUAUUGGUACAAACACUAUUAUUGGUACGACCACUAUUAUUGGUACGACCAAUAUUAUUGGUACGACCACUAUUAUUGGUACAUCCACUAUUAUUGGUACAACCACUAUUAUUGGUACGACCACUAUUAUUGGUACGACCACUAUUAUUGGUACAACCACUAUUAUUGGUACGACCACUAUUAUUGGUACGACCACUAUUAUUGGUACGACCACUAUUAUUGGUGCGACCACUAUUAUUGGUGCGACCACUAUUAUUGGUACGACCACUAUUAUUGGUACGACCACUAUUAUUCGUGCAACCACUAUUAUUGGUGCAACCACUAUUAUUGGUACAACCACUAUUAUUGGUACAAACACUAUUAUUGGUACGACCACUAUUAUUGGUACGACCACUAUUAUUGGUACGACCACUAUUAUUGGUACAUCCAUUAUUAUUGGUACAACCACUAUUAUUGGUACGACCACUAUUAUUGGUACAACCACUAUUAUUGGUACAACCACUAUUAUUGGUACAACCACUAUUAUUGGUACAACCACUAUUAUUGGUAUGACCACUAUUAUUGGUACGACCACUAUUAUUGGUGCAACCACUAUUAUUGGUGCAACCACUAUUAUUGGUACAACCACUAUUAUUGGUACAACCACUAUUAUUGGUACAACCACUAUUAUUGGUACAACCACUAUUAUUGGUACAACCACUAUUAUUGGUACAACCACUAUUAUUGGUACGACCACUAUUAUUGGUGCAACCACUAUUAUUGGUGCAACCACUAUUAUUGGUACAACCACUAUUAUUGGUGCAACCACUAUUAUUGGUACAAGCACUAUUAUUGGUACAACCACUAUUAUUGGUACAACCACUAUUAUUGGUACAACCACUAUUAUUGGUACAACCACUAUUAUUGGUACAACCACUAUUAUUGGUACAUCCACUAUUAUUGGUACAACCACUAUUAUUGGUACAACCACUAUUAUUGGUACAACCACUAUUAUUGGUACAACCACUAUUAUUGGUACAUCCACUAUUAUUGGUACAACCACUAUUAUUGGUACAACCACUAUUAUUGGUACAACCACUAUUAUUGGUACAACCACUAUUAUUGGUACAACCACUAUUAUUGGUACAACCACUAUUAUUGGUACAUCCACUAUUAUUGGUACAACCACUAUUAUUGGUACAACCACUAUUAUUGGUACAACCACUAUUAUUGGUACAACCACUAUUAUUGGUACAACCACUAUUAUUGGUACAUCCACUAUUAUUGGUGUCGAACUGAUCAGCGUUCCUAAAGACCAGAGAGUGAAAAGCUACUUGUUACAGCGCCUCAGUGUCGCAGUUCAGAGAGGAAAUGCUUGUUGCAUCUUGGGCACGAGUCCAACUUCGGAAGAAUUUGACGAGGUGUUUGACUUGCAACAUAUGAUCGAUCUGUCUGUGACAUAUAUUAAGGUAUCCAGUUGUACUUCUGCUUAUGCUGCUGCUAGUACUUCUGCUUAUGCUGCUGCUAGUACUUCUGCUGCUGCUGGUACUUCUGCUUCUGCUGCCGCUAGUACUUCUGCUUCUACUGCUGCUAGUACUUUUGUUUCUGCUGCUGCUAGUACUUCUGUUUCUACUGCUGCUAGUACUUCUGCUUCUGCUGCGGCUAGUACUUCUGUUUCUACUGCUGCUAGUACUUCUGCUUCUGCUGCAGCUAGUACUUCUGUUUCUACUGCUGCUAGUACUUCUGUUUCUACUGCUGCUGGUACUUCUGCUUCUACUGUUGUUGAUAUUAAUUUCAGCAUCAAGUUUACCCAGCUUCCACAGGGACCAACCGGUAUUUUCCAGGAUCAAUGGGGCCUCGUUCGAGGCUUCGACAGGGCUAAGGAUGUAAUAACCGACUGUGGACAGAGAACACAUGUUCUCACAAUGCUCUCUAUAUUUGUCCACACAGAGAACACAUGUUCUCACAAUGUUCUCUAUAUUGUCCACACAGAGAACACAUGUUCUCACAAUGCUCUCUAUAUUGGCCACACAGAGAACACAUGUUCUCACAAUGCUCUCUAUAUUUGUCCACACAGAGAACACAUGUUCCCGCUGUCCACUUUCGACAUGUCAACUUAA